AUCAGCUUUCCGUUGAAGCUUAUUUCAAUAGCUUUCUGAACGCGGCCCAGUCAACGCAGCUUAAUCAAAGCUGAACCCCUCCAAACGGGUUCUUAAGUAAUUCUAAUUCGGAUUCGAGCAAAUGCCAUUUGCAGCCCUACUGGCGCUUUUCACUUUUUCAGCAAUCCUGCAAUUCCCUCGCUCUACUUCUUCGAUCAUCCACAUCCUCUUUUCUCUACCUUCCCUCCCCGCCAGUGGCGCAGGCACAGACAUACUCGAGCUAUUGUUGAUCUGCAGAAGAAAGAAUUGACAAAUCAGACGGAGAGGGCAACUUGAGCAAAAUCCAGAUUUCUUUUAUUUUAGACUGCCAACAGAGCAAUGGGGAAGAAACAACACAGCAAAGAUCGCAUGUUCAUUACGAAAACGGAGUGGGCGACAGAAUGGGGUGGCGCCAAAUCUAAGGAAGGCGGUACACCCUUCAAGCGUCUUCCCUUCUACUGUUGCGCGCUCACAUUUACUCCGUUCGAGGAUGCAGUGUGUACAAUUGACGGCAGUGUUUUCGACAUAAUGAAUAUAAUUCCUUACAUAAAAAAGUAUGGAAAGAAUCCAGUUACAGGAGCUCCCCUUAAGGAGGAGGAUCUUAUACCUCUUACUUUCCACAAGAAUUCCGAAGGAGAAUACCAUUGCCCAGUUUUGAACAAAGUAUUUACUGAAUUCACACACAUAGUUGCUGUGAAGACUACAGGGAAUGUCUUCUGUUAUGAGGCCAUUAAAGAAUUGAACUUGAAAACAAAAAACUGGAAGGAGCUCCUUACAGAUGAACCAUUCACUAAGGAAGACCUGAUUACAAUUCAGAAUCCAAAUGCACUUGAUAGCAAGGUUCUCUCAGACUUUGAUCAUGUUAAAAACAGUUUGAAAGUUGAUGACGAAGAAUUAAGGAGAAUGAAUUCUGAUCCAACCUACAACAUAAAUGUCUUUGGGGAUAUUAAGCAGAUGCUUCAGGAGCUUGGGACUGAGAAGGGGAGGCAAACUGCUUUGCAUGGUGGAGGUGGUAGCAAAGCACAAAGUGAAAGAGCUGCUGCGCUUGCUGCAAUUUUAGCUUCAAGGUCCCGCAUAAAAGAAGAUUCCAAGUCAAAAAUGAAUGGAGAGGUUAAACCUACUCAGUCUUACAGUAUAGUAGAUGCUGCAUCUGCUUCAGUACAUGGAAGAAGUGCUGCAGCAGCCAAAGCUGCAUCAAGUGACAAGACUGCUGCACGGAUAGCCAUGCACAUGGCAGGUGAACGGACCCCUGUAAAUGCAAAACUGGUAAAAAGUCGUUUCACUACUGGUGCUGCAUCUCGCUCCUUCACUUCAACUUCUUAUGAUCCUGUUACCAAAAAUGAAUUUGAAUAUGUUAAAGUUGAGAAAAAUCCAAAGAAGAAAGGUUACAUUCAACUGCAUACUACACAUGGUGAUUUGAAUAUCGAACUGCACUGUGAUAUAACUCCCAGGACAUGUGAAAACUUCAUAACACUUUGUGAACGUGGAUACUAUAAUGGAGUUGCUUUCCAUCGGAGUAUUCGGAAUUUUAUGAUCCAGGGGGGUGAUCCCACUGGCACUGGAAGAGGUGGUGAGUCUAUUUGGGGAAAACCUUUCAAAGAUGAGCUGAAUUCAAAACUGCUUCACUCAGGAAGGGGUAUUGUCAGUAUGGCAAACAGUGGUCCCCACACAAAUGGUUCCCAGUUCUUCAUUCUUUACAAGUCCGCAAAUCAUCUGAACUUCAAACACACGGUUUUUGGUGUAGUUGUGGGUGGCUUGACUACUCUUACAGCAAUGGAAAAGGUUCCUGUAGAUGACAAUGACCGGCCUUUGCCCCUGCAGGAAGAAAUAAAGAUAAAUAGCGUCACGGUAUUUGUCAAUCCUUACACAGAAUCUGAUGAUGAAGAAGAGAAAGAGAAGGGUAAAGAUGAGAAGAAUGCCAUUGAUGAUGAAAAUGAUAAAGUAGGUUCAUGGUAUAGCAAUCCAGGUAGUGGAACAAUGGGAUCAACAACUGUGGGUGGUGUAGGCAAGUAUCUGAAAGCAAGGAAUGCUCAAGUGGAAGCUGCUGCUUCUGUUGGUGAUGCUGGUUUGCAGGAAAAUGUUGUAGCGAAGAAAAGGAAAUUAGGUGUUUCUACGGGGGAAUUGAAGGACUUCUCUGCCUGGUAAGAAUUCCCAAAGAUUUUGUACCAUUAGCAGUACUGCAGAUCUUAUUCACCAAAGAAUUGAUCCUUGCUUUUAUGUAUUGUAUAAUAUGGCCUGAAUAUGAAAAUUUUCCCUAGGAACAAUGUAUUUUGAUAUGAUAAUGUGUUGAGUGUACAGCAUACAUCUGCAUUAGCUUA
Molecule: messenger RNA, 2336 nt
Organism: Nelumbo nucifera (sacred lotus)
Lineage: Eukaryota; Viridiplantae; Streptophyta; Magnoliopsida; Proteales; Nelumbonaceae
Gene: PUB49
Product: plant U-box 49
Biological process (GO): protein folding; protein peptidyl-prolyl isomerization; protein polyubiquitination
Cellular component (GO): catalytic step 2 spliceosome
Molecular function (GO): peptidyl-prolyl cis-trans isomerase activity; ubiquitin protein ligase activity
Source: RefSeq, a predicted model, not a curated record